This is a messenger RNA of Physella acuta, 7622 nucleotides long. Its product is annotated as DENN domain-containing protein 2A. NCBI's taxonomy places the organism in Eukaryota, Metazoa, Mollusca, Gastropoda, Physidae. The record is from RefSeq and is a predicted model, not a curated record.
UAUAUCUACUAGGCCUAUUUAUUUUCAAUUCUAGUAUUUAUUACUAACUGUUUGUACUUCAUUCAAUAUUCAGUGGUCUAAUUACUUAAUUCUGACACACCGCGCCAUUAUUAUCAAUAAUCUAUGGGACUAUAAGGCACCACCUACAAAUCAAAGAAUGCUGAACACUACUGUAAAAAGAUAAGGAUGUUUUGGAGAAAACCAGAAUUAGAGUAAGGUUAUGUCAAAUAGUAAACCAGAAGGGAGUCUCCGUCAACUGCCACCUGGCAAGCUGAGCAGUAUUAAAAAAAUCUUUGAAGAUGGUGAUAAUGCAUCCCAAGAAAAGGCAGAAAAACCUACAGCUGCAAUCAGGACCCCUGAGUUAACCAACCGUGUCAGAUCACCCAUUCGACAACCAGCAAUUAAGAAAUACCCAGCACCAAGUGUCCCUGGGCAGCAAAAACCUCAGUCGAGUGCACAGCCUGUCGUCCAAGCUGGAGAUGAUACAAGAAAAACUGACCAGGCUCAACCCAAGGACAGCCAUAAACCAAGCCCUGCCAUUUCUGACAGGAUCUCUUCCUACUUAGGCAAUGUCGCCUCUAAAAAUGAUGUCUCAGGAGGCACAGAGAAAACAACAGCUGUUCCGCCCCCUAAACCGAUGUUACGGCAGAAAAUCAGCCACAGCAGCACUGAAUACAACUCUGGUAUCAGCAACCCUUUGUAUUGUGUUAGUAAUGAUAAGGUACAACCUACGAAAGAAGUGAGUGAUCUUUAUGCCAAAGUCAAUAAGCCGAGCAAAAACGUAGAAAGCUCACCAAGGAAGGUGAGUUUUCUUGAAGAAACAAACCAAUGGCAAAGAAGAGAAGCAGUGAAAAAGAAUUCUGAAGAGCGAAGAAAAACGGUUGCCUCAAUUGAGACAGAGUUAGGAAAUAUGUCUCCGAGACUAAAAUUUGGUGAUGCUCAAAGAGCAGAUAAGCCAGCACCACCAUUGAAACCAGAUUCAGUGAGACGACAGUACAGCAUGAGAACAACAAGGGAAUACGAACAACAGUUAGAGAAACAGCACGAACAAAGGAACAGAAGCGACAGUGAUUCGCAGCAAGAGUCUGUGUAUAGCCCACCGUGGGAUACAACUAAAAGCAAAGUUCUUGAAAACCUGAAGAAAUUCCAACCACCCGCUCAUUUACCUUCUAAGUUAGAUAAUCAGAUCCCGCCUAAAUCUGCAUCCCCACCUCCCAAGCCACCGCUACCAAACCAAACACCAAAGAAAAUGGAUACUCAAGCUCCGAAACCUUCUCAUGAAGAUGCUGCUAAUGAAAUAUCAGCAUCAAGCACUCCAGGUAAAGUCAAACCUGCAGAUGAGGCUUCAGAACCUGCUGCCAAGGCUGGACCACCACCCAAACCUCCUCGAACACAUGCGCAUGAUGAUUACUUAAAAGUCAAGGUCACAGAGAGCCGAGGUCGUAAGGUGUCCAUUUCUGACUCGGGCGGAGUCAAGAGUCAAGUGGUCAUUGAAAGUGAUGUAACAGCAAAUGGCACACCGGCGGAGCUGGAGAGUGUCUCUGUAAAAGACAGGAUUUCCAAGAUGCAACAGCAGACAGAAUCGGGACCACCACCUUUGCCAUCUGUGGCUUUUUCCAAUGCCAGUAAAGAUCAAAAUGCUGUCACCAGGCGUCACCAACCCCCUUCAAGGCCGCCGCCACCAAAGCGCCGACCCAACUCAGGAGGCAGUCCGGUUACAGUUCAAACAACUCCCCAGACCAUUCCAAGGCCCUUCACUCAACAAUUAAGUCACGAAGGGCCUGUCAUCAUACCCAUCUCACCAAACAGACAGAAUUUCUCUGAUGAGAGCCACCCUCGCAGUCCCACCGAUCAGCUCCCCCUAGAACCAGGCCAAAGUAACUCACUGACGAGGUUCCCUCUGAGAAAAAGCUACAGCUCUGAAUGUCUUCAUUCUAGUCAAGGCAGCCUGUUAGAUGUUGAGGAUACUGAGAACGGGCGGGACAUGGCCAAAAGCUUUUACGACUAUGAAUACGAGGCUGUCCUCGACCCUGAUGGCUACGCCAUACCACAUGAGUUUAUGAAGCUGCCAGGGAAGCAGAAGUUUUCUACACAAAACACGGGUAAGGACACGUCUUCCAAAAAAUUGCUGACUCUACUGCGGCCCAACAAAGAUUCCAGCCAGAAUGAGAGCCAGGUCACCACGGCUCAGGAUCAAAUUUUGGACAAGGUGACCAAGAAAAAAAUGAUGAUGGUGAAACAAAAAAUUAAUCAAGCAUAUGCUGAUGUCAGCUUAAACAUCAAAUGUGCAGUUGAAACCCCAGGGCAAGAGGAUUGGGUGCAUGUGGAGAGGGAUACAGGAGGAACAGACACAGAAGAGGCAGUAGUUGAACCAACUGAAAUAAAGAAAAGAGUUGAUUACUGCUCAUCAGUUCGACUCAAAUCUACCAAGAGCAUAAAGAAGAGCAAAGAGUACUUGGAUGCCAUCUACCCUCAACUGUUUGAAUACUGUUUGAUUGUUGGUCUGCAGCCAAUGAAGGACUCAAGUGGUUUUGAGCCUUAUGUUAUGCAUAAGUUUCCAGAGAAUUAUCUUGACUAUGCUGUGGUUUCCAGCAACUUGUCUGUUCCAAGUUUUUGUUUUCCUGAUGCUUCUAUUUUUAAAGUUGGUUCUGUAACAUCUCUAAGUGAAUCUUAUUCUUUUGUCAUGACACAUGCUGAUGGCUCUCGAGUGUUUGGCUACUGCAGAAGAAUACAGCCAUCAGAUGUAAGCCUACCUGAAGUAAUUUGUAUCAUCAGUCCUAUAGAUGCCUUCAACAUGUACAAUACAUUGUUGAGUGAAAUAGAAAAAAGACGUAGGAUAUCCUCUGACCUAGCCCAUGAGCUCAUCGCUGCAUCGUUUGGCCGACCUCUCCCGAAACCUGGCAAGAUUUGCCACAUAAGGACAUUGGACAGCAACAGUGACAUGGAGACCAUUUUCUUGAGCCGUCCGUCAGACCAUAGGCUUGAAAAUGUGAACUAUGAGAGUCCCCUCUACUACUUAGGCACUGACAAGUUAGUGAAGGUGUUUUCAUCAAUCGUCAUGGAGAGGAGAGUUCUCUUGUGUUCUAGUAACCUCAGUGUGCUGACACAGACUGUCCAUGCCCUGGCAGCUCUUCUCUACCCCUUUCACUGGCAACAUGUGUAUGUGCCUCUCCUGCCUCCAGAGAUGCUGGAUGUUGUGUGUGCACCCAUGCCUUACAUCCUAGGUGUGCUGUCAGCUUUCUUACCUCAAGUACUGAAGAUGGAUGUUGAGGAGGUGUUUAUUGUAGACUUGGACAAAAAGAGCAUAGUGAAAUCUCAAGGUGACGAAUCAACAAUUCUACCUCGUAAAGUUCAGAGAGCAUUAAAGACAGCCAUCAACAUGUGUAAAAUUGACUCAGAGGCACAGAAUGCCCAGUGGCUAAUGGUGGCAGAGGCUUUCAUCCGCAUGUUCAUAGAAACCAUAGGCCACUUCAACAACCAUCUCAAGACUCAGCAGGACGGCAACAGAAUCUUUCAGAAAGAGAACUUCAUCAUCGAGGUGGUGUCUAAAGAAGUGAGGCAGUUCCUGGAGUGGUUCACAGAGACCCAGAUGUUUGAGAUGUUUGUGGAGCAGCACAUUGAAAAAACUGAUGCAGGCACCAGCGGUUUGUUUAUGCAAAGGUUGAUAGAAUAUAAGGAGUCUAAAGAAGAGACCAUCAAACACAAAGGCCUGGGGGCAAAGGUCAAACAUCUGGGUAAAGCUCUCAAAACAAAACUCAGCUAAUUUUGGAUGUGGGCAGUGGAUCAUUUUGUCAAAACUCAGCUAAUUUUGGAUGUGGGCAGUGGAUCAUUUGUCAAAACUCAGCUAAUUAUUGAUGUGGGCAGUGGAUCAUUUUGUCAAAACUCAGCUAAUUAUGGAUGUGGGCAGUGGAUCAUUUUGUCAAAACUCAGCUAAUUAUUGCUGUGGGCAGUGGAUCAUUUUGUCAAAACUCAGCUAAUUUUGGAUGUGGGCAGUGGAUCAUUUUGUCAAAACUCAGCUAAUUUUGGAUGUGGGAAAUGGAUCAUUUUGUCAAAACUCAGCUCAUUAUGGCUGUGUUGAGUGGAUCAUUUAGUCAAAUGCUUGCUUGCUUUAAAAAAAAAAUUUGUUUUUGCUUCUUCUCCUAUAAUUUUGAUCUGAUUUUUGCCUGUGGUUGACAUUGAUCAAAACCCUUCUAUGUUCAAAAACAUUCUAUCCUGAAUAAGAUAAAAAUUAUUAACAAAAAUACUAUUGGCCACGAUUAUUUUUUUUAAAUUAAAAAAAAAAGUUGGCUGUACACUGUACUUAUUUGUUAUGGCAUAUGAAAAAAAGAGUGCACAGCUUAAUAUUGCAGCACCAUAAAGCUACACGAUCGAAUAAACUAUAUUAUAAGAUGCAUGACGUUAAAACCUUUCUAGUGGAGAGAGCUUGCAUGCUAAUGUUGACUGGCCUGUGUUAGGGCAAACAUUGAAAUGUUUGGGUUCAGGAAUUAUAAUUGGAUCUUCCAAAGCUUUCUUUGUGCUUCAGUGCUUAAGAAUAAUUUAUUUGUUUUAAUAAUUGUAUUAAUUGCAACUUACAAAUAUUUAUGUAAAAUACAUUUUGAAAAAUAUUUAUUAUUGCUUAUAAUUUUCGGAAGUGUUGUAAAAAUCAUUGUAGAUGCUUUUUUUCUAGAAGUUCUACAAUAUAUUUUUUCAGAACUGUUUAGCAAAUUAUGCUUAUUGAUGUUGAAUUUUACUGGAGUUAUUUUUCUGUUUAACUAGUGACUUUUAUCUAAAAACAACUUGGUCAGUAAUUAUAUUACAAUCUUUUUUGGACAUUCUAUUUAAAAUGAAAGGUAUAUUUUAAAGAAGGUGGUGUACUUAAUUUGUCAUGUCUUCUAAUUAAUUUUUUCUCAUAAUUGGAUCUGUUUAUCAUCCAACUGUAUAUUUAUUUUACUUGAAAAUUUUAGGAUUACAAAGUAAUUAUUUCUGUAAUGUAAUUUUUUUCAACUAUGUAGAUAAAAUACUUUUAGCUUUUGGAUACAUGCUUAUUACAUUGUUUCCUGUUUUGUUUACUUUAUUAAUUACAAGAUUGACACAAACGAGUCCACAGGCCUAGCAAAAAAUGUAAUGUUAACUGUUAGAUUCACUGUGUUGAAUGUUGGUUGUAUUUCAUUUCUUCAUUCCACUUCCCUUUUUACCACAUUAGUGCGUAUUCAUGUUGUUUCAAUGUUUAUGUUAGUUUUAAAAAUAGAAAUUAAUUACUAUCAAGACAUACUAAGCAGGGCCUAAUUGGAAAAAAAUAUGUCCUGAAUGAUAGUUGUUAGUUUUACUGUAUUUUAUGUUAGUUUUAAAAAUAGAAAUUAAUUACUAUCAAGACAGACUAAGCAGGGCCCAAAUGAAAAAAUAUAUGUCCUGAAUGACAGUUGUUAGUUUUACUGUAUUUUAUGUUAGUUUUAAAAAUAGAAAUUAAUUACUAUCAAGACAGACUAAGCAGGGCCUAAUUGGAAAAAUAACAGUUGUUAGGUUUACUGUAUUUUAUGUUAGCCGCAUCUCAUUUUAUCAUUCCAUUUCACUUUGCCAUAUCUCAGUCAUGAGCAGCCCAUCUUACAGUAAGUUCAGUAUUUUACAUAUGUACAUACCCUUCUAUUGCUCAUUCUGUACAGCUGUUUCAAUAAUGUUUUGUUGUAAUGCUUGAUCUGUCAUUUUAUCAAUCAUUUUGGUGUAUAUAUUUUUAAAAAAAUGUUUUUUUUUACUUCCUUUGUUGCAUAAGGGAUUAUGUUUCCUGCAUCGUGGUUACUUAAAAGCAUAAUUUAAUGAGUGGACUUAAGACAACUAAUUAAUUAAUUUAUUCUUGAAGUCCAAACUAUUUAAUUUUGUGUUCUCUUUAUAUCAACGAUUAAUAUUUUAAAUUAAUGAAAUAAAAAUGCUUUUGGAAGUUUUGUAUAAUUGAUGUUUAAUUUAUUGUGUGAGCUCAAAUUGUUUUAAUUCUUUUAUGAAAAAGAAUUUUUAUAUUUAAUUAAUUUAAUUUUGUUUUAGAGCUUUCUAGAUGCAAAUUGUGAAAUGUUUUAAGUUUUUAGCUCAUUUUUUAAAUUAUCUCCUAAUUUGACUGUUUAAAAUAUACUCAGUAGGAAUUUUAGUAGUCGAUCAAAAAAGUUUCUUAAGAUAUUUUUGUUAGGUAUGUAACAGAAUGUGUUUUUACAAAAUGUUAUUUGUUACUGGUGAUUGUAAUUGAUCUAUCCACAAUAUCUGCUGUUCUAUUUACCCCUUAACACAGGGUUAUUUAUAGCUUGUUUAAUGCUAAUUUCAGGGUUUACUGAAUAAAAUAUUUCAAGAAAGGUAACUACAAGUGAACAAACACCUUGUUUAGAUUUGGGUUACAUCAAGGAACAUUUCUGGUAUUUUAAGCUUCUAAAGAUUGACUCAUCUGUUAGAAAAUAUUCAACAAUUUUGUAAAAUUAAAAUUAAAUAAUGUUUAACAUUAAUGAGUAAUAGGGAUAUUUGUGCGCAAAGUUUUUGGUUUUCAUUUUAUUAGAAAUUAAAUUUAUUAUUUUUAACUCUAUAAUUUCAAUCUUGUUUUUAGCCUAAAAUCUUUGGUUAAAUUGUUUUUUAAUGUUACUUUUUGUUAACAAGAGGGUAUACGUAGUACAAAGCCAGUAACUAUUUUAGAAAGCUAUUUUGGUAGUUAAAAUUGUAUUGUUGUAGUGUUUGUAUUAAUGAUGUUUAACUCUAUGAAGGCCAACAAAUAUAUUUGGCUCACCUGCUUCUAAUGGAUUAGCACAAAUUUUAUUUUCCCUAGAAUGAUAUUAUGAUACUUCAACACUCAGUUAUUAAAGGAGUCAAUUUUUAAAUAUUUUUUUUUUAGUUAUAAUUAAACAAUCAAUGAGAUUGACUUUGUAAUUGGUUAUAAUUACUGAAAGGGAAAUCUUUAUUCAGUUGUUGAUGAACUAAGUUGGCAGACUGACAAGGUAGACUGGGAUGGGGGGGGAUUAAUUAGAUUUAUUACUUUUUGAGUAAGAUUAUCGGUAUUAAAACAAAAAAUACAUAGGAAAAACAAUUUUAUUUUGCUUCGAGUAAGGUAUAAAAAUAAAUACAAAAUUUAAUUUAUUUUGAGUAAAGUAUAAAAAAAAUUUAAAUUAAUUUUAAGGCAAAAAAAAAAGCAAUUUAUUUUGUUUGUAUGAAGGUAUAAAAAAAAACAUGAAAUUAUUUGUUUGUAUUGAGGUGUAAAGAACAAGAAAUCUAUAACACUUGAAUACAUGACAUGAGUUAGUCAGAUUUGGUCACCCAACAAACAACUGUUUUUGUUAAUAUCUGAGGCUUUAAAACUUAUUUGAAACUGUGAUAGAUUUUAUAUCUGACAGUCAAAUACAUAUCACAUAUGUUCAUAAGAUUGUAAAAUCAUUUUUAUUAUAACAGCAUAUAUUUUCAUCAAUGUAAGAUUUGUUUUAAUUUAGAAACUACUUUUCGCUUUUGAAAUCCAUAAUAUGAGGCUCUUCAACUAGAUUAAUGUAGUUUUUGCUAACUUACAAAAUAAGUACAUUUUGUUUUUCUAAUUUUUUUUGUACUGUGUAAUUUACUGCAAUAAGUGUUCAUUUAUAUUUUAUAUAAAUUAUACUUUCAAUUUGCAUUUUCAAAAAAUAAAAUUGCUA